AUGGAGCCACUGCUGGUAGACGUUGUCCAUUUCUACCCUAAAGAGAACGCUCAGCCGCAUAACGCUGUCAAAUUCGAAGUGGUGAACGAAGAGAACCCAACAGUGACUAUAGUCAGGCGAGGCCAACCUUUCAACGGCGUGGUCAGGUUCACCAGACCCUUCGACGAGAAUGAGGACAUCAUUCAGCUAGUCUUCUCACUCGGUGACAAACCCCAGAUGGACACGCAGGGAUCGAUGUUCAUUCACCGCGACGCCGUCCCCGACAAACACAGCUGGACAGCGAAGCUGCUGGAGGUGCAAGGAGACACCGUCUCCUUCGAGGUAUCCACGCCGGUUUCCCUGCCGAUUGGUUGCUGGGCCCUCCGAGUUGUCUCGAGACUGAAGAGCUCAUCGGCCAAGGAGUUCUACGACUUCGAUCAGGACAUCUACAUACUUUUCAACCCUUGGAAUCCAGAUGACCAAACGUACAUGGAAGACAGCGCCCUACUGCAGGAGUAUGUGCUGAACGACGUGGGCAAAGUGUGGGUGGGACCGAUCAAGACCACGCGUGGGAAGCCUUGGUUCUACGGGCAGUUCGAUGCUUUGGUGCUCCCAGCGUGCAUGUUUAUGUUGGACAGAGCCGAAAUGCCCUUUCACCAGCGUGGGGAUCCAGUGAAAAUGGCGCGCGUGAUCUCACGCAUAGUCAACUCCAACGAUGACGCCGGAGUGCUCAUCGGCCGGUGGGACGGCCAGUACGAGGACGGUACCGCGCCCUCCGAGUGGACCGGAUCCGUCGACAUCCUCGCCCAGUAUCUGGAGACGCAGCAGGAGGUGCCCUACGGCCAGUGCUGGGUGUUCGCCGGCGUUGUCACCACAGUCUGCCGAGCCCUGGGAAUACCGUCGCGCGUGGUCUCCAACCUCGUGUCGGCUCACGACGCGAACAGCUCGCUGACCGUGGACAAGUACUACACGGAGACCAUGGAGGAGUUGGACUACGACCCCAACAACCCGGCCGGGGCGGACUCCAUAUGGAACUAUCACGUUUGGAACGACGUAUGGAUGGCUAGACCUGAUCUGCCGCCAGGUUACGGCGGUUGGCAGGCGAUCGACGCAACUCCACAGGAGACAUCCUCCGGAAUGUACCAGUGCGGUCCAGCGCCCUUGGAGGCGAUCAAGCAAGGGGUCAUUGGCCUGGGCUACGACGUGGAGUUCAUGCUGUCUUCCGUCAACGCCGACCUGAUGCGCUGGAGGAAGGACCCCGACGCGGAGAGCGGCUAUUCCAUGGUGGACACGAAUAACUACCACAUCGGUCGAAUGGUCCUCACCAAGAAGCCGUACGUCUUCGAUCCGCUGGGUGAUGAAGAUCGGCAGAUUAUCACCACUGAAUACAAGCACAGCGAGGGCACAGCAUCAGAGAGGCUGGCUCUGAUGAAUGGAGUGCGCUACUCUGAGAGAGCGAAGAGGUACUACGCGGUCGCAGCCAACCUCAGCAGCGAUAUCUCGUUCAAACUACGCGACAUCGACACGGUGCACAUCGGACAGGACUUCAGGGUCACCGUUGACAUCGAGAACAAAUCAAAUGAGGGUCGCAACAUAAAGGCAGCUUUGUCAGCUACGAGCGUCUUCUACAACGGCGUAAAAUCCGAAGUCGUGAAGAAGGUUGAGGGAAAACUGUUCGUCGGCCCUGGCAAACGUGAGCAGGUGAGCAUACCAGUUAAAGCGGAGGACUACAUGCCGAAGCUUGUCGAAUACUGCAACAUGAAGAUAUCGGCGAUGGCAAUAGUCGACGAGACCAAGCAGUCCUGGGCCGAUGACGACGACUUCCAAGUGCUGAAGCCCAACAUCACUAUCAAGUUCAACGAGGACCUGAUACUGGGGGAGCCGGCUACCGCGCACCUGUCCUUCGUGAACCCUCUCGGGCGCGCUCUUACCGGCUGCGAGUUCCGCGUGACGUCAUCGGGCAUGGUGGGACGCUCGCUGCGGCUCGCGGCGCCGGACGCAGCGCCCCACGCCCUCGUCAGCGCGGAACUGCCCGUCCAGCCCAAGAAACUGGGCACAAUUAACUUUGUCGCGACCUUCAAGUCGGCGGAGCUCAAGGACAUAAACGGCGCAAGCAGCGUCGAGGUGCUCGAGGGA
Iphiclides podalirius (scarce swallowtail) is the source of this 2115-nucleotide messenger RNA. The record is from the annotation of a GenBank genome assembly. Lineage: Eukaryota; Metazoa; Arthropoda; Insecta; Lepidoptera; Papilionidae.